GCGGCCGCUCGGCCGGGCGGAAGGGGGAGGUGGUUGCGGCGUGCCCCGAUGCCGCCUCGGUUGCUGAUUGGCUGCUGGGAGCGAGGUGGGGAGGUGCAGUCGGCGUUUCGGCAACAACCCGGAAGCGCUGAGGGGAGGCGGCGGGUGGCGGCGCCAGCACAGAGUUCGUCGGCCCGUGGCAGCUUUGAUGUGCGUGGCGAUGCCUGACCCCGCCAGCCUCCCGCCGGAGGAGCGAGUGCGACGGCUCAUCCAGAUGGGAAGCGCCGUGGAAGUGAACGAGGACGUCCCUCCGCGCCGCUACUACCGCUCCGGCGUGGAAAUCCUCCGCAUGGCCACCGUGUACUCGGAGGAAGGCAACAUCGAGCGGGCCUUUAUUCUGUACAACAAAUAUAUCACGCUCUUCAUUGAGAAGCUGCCGCAGCACCGUGAUUACAAAACUGCUGUCCUACCCGAAAAGAGGGAGACGAUGAAAAAACUGAAAGAAGUAGCCUUCCCCAGAGCUGAAGAGCUCAAGGAGGAGCUGUUAGCAUAGUCCUUGGCGUACCUCUUUAAGUACAAGGAGCAGAAGAAGGAGGAAGAAGAGGAAUUCGCACGCAACUUGGCUUUGCAGCAGCAGCUGGAAGAGGAGAGAAAUCGGGUAGCGCUGAUGAAGCAGCAGCAGGCAGAGCAAGAGCAAUUUAAUGCCUUCGAGGAGAUGAUUCGACGGCAGGAGCUGGAGAAGGAACGUCUAAGGAUAGUGCAGGAAUUUGGAAAGCCAGAGCCGAGCCCCGAGUCUCUGGAUGGACCCCUCAUCCCCGGCGUGGAAAAACCCCCGACUGAUUUAAUCCCAAAGGUUCCUGUCUCUCCAGUUCACCCUGCGAGUCCAUCAAUGGGGACCAUCUCGUCUAAACCUCCUGUCGUAGACAGAUCUUUGAAACCUGGUGCUUUGGGGAGCACAGAAAACAAUGCGAGUAUGGAUGUCCUUCGCCAGGUCAUCGUCCCCAGGGAGCUCUGCCACAAGUUCCUCCAGCUGGCUGAUGCCAACACAGUGCGGGGUGUGGAGACGUGCGGGAUCCUCUGCGGCAAGCUGAUGAGGAAUGAGUUCACGAUAACCCACGUCAUCAUCCCCAAGCAGCACGGAGGCCCCGAUUAUUGCAACACGGAGAACGAGGAGGAGCUCUUCAUGAUCCAGGACCAGCACGGCCUUGUGACGCUCGGCUGGAUCCACACUCACCCCACGCAGACAGCUUUCCUCUCCAGCGUCGACCUGCACACGCACUGCUCCUACCAGAUGAUGUUGCCAGAGUCCAUCGCUAUCGUGUGUUCUCCGAAAUAUCAGGAGACGGGGUUUUUCAAGCUGACGGAGCACGGCCUGGAGGAGAUCUCUUCCUGCCGGCAGAAAGGAUUCCAUCCGCACCCCAAAGACCCUCCUCUCUUCACCACCUGCAAUCACGUGUCAGUAGUCGAGAGAGACGUGGUCCUGAUGGAUCUCCGAUAGGCCUCCUGCCUUAACCAUUUACAGAAAUCCAUCUCCCUUCCUUCUAGGCCUAGGGAAAAGUGGUUUUUUUCCUCCUGUAGCAGAUGAUUUCUACCGUGUAGUGAUCCUUCCCCUUCCUUCUCCAGUAAUCGCGGUGAAAUCGGUGCCCUGAGCUCAUUGGGAGCCCGUGGAACCUCAGUGCCUGGUGUGGGGCUGGCGGAGCGGUGCUGAGAUUCAAGGUGUGGGGAAAAGUUAACUGGAAAUCUGAAGGCAGAAGCUAAUACUGAAGCGAUUAUUUAAUACUCUAAUCUACGGCUCAAACAGCUUCCUGAGGGUGGGUUCCCUGUGAUUUGCUGCACCCAUGAGGUGUGGAAACCUCUUCAAGUGCUUUCUAAAGUGAGACUUGCCCAAAUUUUUGCUUUGUUUUGCCUCUCUGGGUUGCUCUGGGCUUGGCACAGCUGCUGGAGCAGAUCAAUCUUUCCUCUAAUUUAAGAUUAAACCUUCCUAACCCCUCUCAUGCAAGAGCUUAUCUCCACUGAGCCGGAGCGAGUGCUGCUUGCUGGUUCUUGGGUCUUUGCCUGGUGAGGUACGAAAGAGCCCAGUUUCCUUUGGGAACCCCAAUUUCAGUGUUUCAGGGGAGACACUUUGCACAAGCGGCUCUGUUCUGGCAGCAAUCAGGGGCGUCUGGUUCUUUUAUUCCUUUUCCUGGAUGGGAAAUUCACUUUGCCUUGUUCCUGGUGUUACCAUGGAGGAGGCUCUCGGUCUCUUGACUGUUGCACAAAGGCGCUGCGAGGCCAUCGCCUCUCCGAGACACGACUCCAGCAGCUUUCACUGCUUUUAUCCCUAAAGUUCACCGCAUCCAAUUGCUGCUGAGCUUCUCCAAGCAGUGUGAACUCUGUCCUUGCCAAAACCGAGUGUCAUUUUCCUUCCUCUGCCGUCGCGUUGCCAGCGUUGGGACGGAAGAAGCAGAAAAGUGGAAGGCGGACGGCCUCAAAACACAACCCACAGCAUCUCCGCAUCCUCAUGGGGAUGCUCUGAUGAUCUGAACGUCACGGGGAAUAAGGCUGGAGUCGCCUUCCCACCCGGCACACGUACAUACGUGUUCUUUAUGUCGUGUCCGUGCGCGUACAGAAUAAUCUGGUGUACAGUUGAACACAGACGGGUUGUAUGAUCUCGG
Columba livia (rock pigeon) is the source of this 2633-nucleotide messenger RNA. RefSeq names its product STAM binding protein (gene STAMBP). NCBI's taxonomy places the organism in Eukaryota, Metazoa, Chordata, Aves, Columbiformes, Columbidae. Gene Ontology annotation, cellular component: endosome; cleavage furrow. Gene Ontology annotation, biological process: protein K63-linked deubiquitination. The record is from RefSeq and is a predicted model, not a curated record. Gene Ontology annotation, molecular function: metal-dependent deubiquitinase activity; protein binding; K63-linked deubiquitinase activity. The transcript has 10 exons.